This is a messenger RNA of Humulus lupulus (European hop), 3535 nucleotides long. RefSeq names its product formin-like protein 2. The transcript has 4 exons. The record is from RefSeq and is a predicted model, not a curated record. Gene Ontology annotation, biological process: actin cytoskeleton organization; actin nucleation. The coding region runs from base 561 to 3365 and encodes 934 amino acids. Lineage: Eukaryota; Viridiplantae; Streptophyta; Magnoliopsida; Rosales; Cannabaceae. Gene Ontology annotation, molecular function: actin filament binding.
UCUAUCAUUCAUUUCUUCUUUUCUACUGCAGCUAAGAAUCUCAUAAGUAAUCCAAAAAAGAUAAAAAUAAAAAAGAAAUAUUCAAAUCCCAAUAAUCUACUGUGUCUGUCAGAGAUUUUUUUGACCUCUUCUUCAUUUUUUUCCUCUGCUUCAAAUGAAUGCAAUGGUUGCUUUACAGAAGAAACCAUUAUUACCGUUUGUUUUUACAUUUCUCUUCUGUAACGUUAUAUGUUUCUUUCUACCCUUUAUUACUUCGCUGGUGAAAACUGAAAAUAAUCACGCAACUUGGCUAUUACCCUUUCUUCAUGAUAUGAUUUGACGGAUGCUUUGUUUCUGCCGAACUACCAUUCUCUUUGCUCUCUACCUCUAUGCUCUAUCUUUCCCUCUUCUUCCACCAACCCUGUUAGUCUUUACCAAGAACCAUAACCAUGUAGGGUUGCUAUGCUAACAUAACAUAACAUAACAAAACUUGAGCAACCAACCCACCUUCAAGCCUUGACUACACCGACACUACAGCUUCAGCUUCUCCAUUUGAUCUUACUGUCAUUGGAAACCCCACAAUGCAUAUUCUACUCCUUUUACUGUUACUGCUCACUAUCACCAUCACCUCUACUCACUCCUCCCCUUACAACCAUCAUCGCCGGCAUCUCCUCCACCAGCCCCUUUUCCCCGUAGAUGAUUCCCUUCCUCCAACCCAAGCUCCAACCUUGUCUCCCCAACCUCAACCUCAACCUCAACCUCAACCUCAACCCAAGCUCCCUUUUGAUUCUUCUUCUUCAUCCCCCUCCUCCCCCUCCUCCCCCUCCUCCAGCCCAUCAGAGAAGCCUUUCUUCCCAUCCUAUCAGUACCCUCCUCCUCCUCCUUCCCCAACAGCACUUACUUCCUUCCCGGCCAACAUCUCCUCUCUUCUCUUCCCCCAAACUACUACACACCCCCACAGCCAUGGCGUUGCCAUUGCCGUCACUGUCUCCCUUCUUUGCGCCGCGCUCAUUUCCGCCUUUGCUGCUGCUUUCCUUUACUACCGCAGGAACAGAAAGCUUCAUACCACCUCCGAUGAUAAGGCCUCUAGAACAGAUAGCCUCCGCCUUUACCCGCCCAACACGGCUACCUCCGACGGCAUCCAUAAGUCUCGGACAACGCCCAACAACAGCUCCGAGUUCCUCUACCUAGGGACCCUUGUCAACUCCAGAGGAGUCGACCCAGAAACCGCUGCUAAUUCGAGCAAUGCGACUAUAAGACUCGGCGUCUCUGCCUCUCCGUAUAAAAAACUGGGCUCGCCGGAGCUUAAUCCACUGCCGCCACUUCCGAAGACUUUCAAGCGGACUCACAGGGAGCAGCCCCAAGUGGGGUCUGAAGAUGAGGCGGAUGAAGAGGAAUUCUUCUCGCCGAGAGGUUCUGCUGAUAGUCCAGGCCGUACAGGAUCAAGCUCUCAGAGAGAACUUCAGAGCUUAAAAGUUGAUAACUUCAGAAGCAGAAGCUUUAACUCCAGGACUCCGUCUUACCCGUGCUCAAAGUCCGGCUCUCCAACGACUACUGCGUCGAACACUCUUUCUCCUCCAGCGAACUUUAGCCCAGCAAGCUUCAAAUCCAAGUCACCAGAUUCAGUAAUUAAUUUCAUGGCUCCAUCUCGGCCACCGCCGAUACCUCUGUUGUCGUCCCCGUCUUUGUCGUCUUUAUCUUCGCGAUCCGAAAGAGGUUCAGGGAAUACCCAGAAUUCACCUUGCAGGAAAUCGGAUGCUUCGGAGCAGAAACGGCAGUCUCCUGGGUGGAAUGGAGCGCAGUAUGUUCCGGUGAAGUUGCCGCCACCGCCUCCCCCUCCUCCUCCACCUAGAUUUUGGGAAAUGCUGGCUACGAGGUCAGGGCCUCCGCCUCUAGUGACGCCUUCAAGGCUUGUGUUCCAAAAUUCUGAAGUGGUUUGUACGACUGGAGCUGAAGAAUUACUGAAUGAUGGUGUUGCUGUGGAGAAAAGCAGUGAGGAAAGUGCGAAGCCAAAGCUGAAAGCUUUACAUUGGGAUAAAGUUAGAGCAAGCUCGGACCGGGCAAUGGUGUGGGAUCAGCUGAAAUCAAGCUCUUUUCAAGUAAAUGAGGAAAUGAUUGAGACAUUGUUCACGGCUAAUAAUUCGAAUUUGUUGCCUAAAGACAAUGUUCGUCGGCAGAGUUUUCCAUCUUUAGUGCAAGAGUAUCGCGUUCUUGAUCCAAAGAAGUCUCAGAAUAUUGCAAUAUUGCUGAGAGCACUAAAUGUCACCAUUGAUGAAGUCUGUGAGGCCCUUCUGGAAGGUAAUGCUGAUGCACUGGGGACGGAACUUCUUGAGAGUUUAUUAAAGAUGGCGCCAACCAAAGAGGAAGAAUGGAAACUGAGGGAGUACAAAGAUGAAUCCCCAUUCAAGCUUGGUCCAGCUGAGAAGUUUCUUAAGGCAGUGUUGGAUAUCCCUUUCGCAUUCAAGAGAGUGGAAGCAUUGCUUUAUGUUGCCAAUUUCGAUUCAGAAAUUGACUACCUUAAAAGGUCCUUCGACACUUUAGAGGUAGCUUGUGGAGAAUUGAGGAGCAGCCGAAUGUUUAUGAAGCUUCUUGAAGCAGUUCUUAAAACUGGAAACCGUAUGAAUGUUGGCACCAACCGUGGCGAUGCCCAGGCCUUCAAGCUUGACACACUUCUAAAGCUUGUGGAUGUCAAGGGUGCUGAUGGGAAGACAACUCUCUUGCAUUUUGUUGUGCAGGAAAUUAUCAGAGCAGAAGGAUUGCGCCUUUCUGGCACCAAUCAGAAUGUAGAAUCUGAUAAGAGUGACCAAUCUUCAUAUUGGGAUGAUGUUGAAUUUAGAAAACUUGGUCUGCAAGUUGUUUCAGGGUUGAGUGGAGAGCUCACUAAUGUAAAGAAAGCGGCUGCCAUGGAUUCAGAAGUACUUAGCAAUGAGGUUGCAAAACUUACUGGAGGAAUUACUAGAGUGGCGCAAGUGUUGAAAUCAAAUGAAGAAUUUCCUCUAAAAGAGAGCAGCAAGAGAUUCUCCGAGGCCAUGAAUGGUUUCUUGAAGAAGGCAGAGCAGGAGAUAGAAAAGCUUCAAAGGCAAGAGAAAAUUGCCCUGUCUCUAGUGAAAGAUUUAACAGAGUAUUUUCAUGGUAACUCAGCUAAAGAAGAAGCUCGUCCACUUCGAAUAUUCUUGGUGGUGAGGGACUUCCUUGCCAUCCUGGAUCAGGUAUGCAAAGAAGUUGGGAAAGUUAACGAGAGAAGUACAGUGGGUUUGGUCCGUCAGUUUCCAACUGCUACAAAUCUUACUGUUCUACCGUUCUUCCCUGGACUCGAUGGAAGGCAACAAUUCGGGUCAUCAUCAGAUGAUGAAACCUCGUCUUCGUCACAGAGUCAUAGCGUAUGAUUUUGUUUAAGCACUAGUCGAUUCUCUUUUCAACGUCACUGGGAUGGUUUGUAAGUACUAGUGAAGGUGAAUUGAAUGGUGCUUGCAGGAUUUUACACGUUAAUACCUUCUUUUUUGUAAUUAUAAAUAUAAUAUAUGCUACAGUCAAAACGAUUUUGAGAUUUUGUCAA